GAAAGGCUUCCGUAGAAGUUCUGGAUUGUGUUACUAGCGAUGAUCACGUGGGCUUUCAGGAUUGUCAAAGGAACAAAAGUAGCCAAAUGACGCUCGUGCCACUCGAUCGCAGAGCCCACUCAAAGACUCCCCUAGCAGCCCAAUGUCAUGAUCCAUCGUCUUGUCUGCCCUGAGGCAAGAGGUUGCUUCCCCACUACAUCUGUCCGGCGAUUUUGGACCGGUCCUUGCUCGUCGCUCAAUUGUCUUUUACUCAUCUCUCAUCCUCGCGGAUCAUAUAUAACAUGUACACCAUCCAACUACCUACCCUCGGCUUCAUCCCACCUUCAGCCCUCUUCCCUUCGAGCAUCUAAUCUUCUGUCGGUUAGCCGCUGGUUCCGGCUCCGACAACCCAUCUGACAGCCAAGGUCAACUAAGGACAUAGGCCACAAAGCGGCACCAUAGUCUGUGGCCCGGAGCUUCGAACAAAGGACACGAGGCACUCCGUUCGCUUUGGCUUUCCUUUAGCGCCUACAGGCUUGCAGCUAUAAGUGAGUACGGCCGCACAUACUGUACCAUUACUCUCCCCCAACCCACCGGGCUCGCAAGUCUUCAUCCCAGCAUACCCCACAUCGUACGCGCAGCUCGCGACGAUAUCCCCUAUUCCUAUACCCACCGCGAAUUCCAUACCCACUUCUCCCAUACCCACUUCGAUCAUACCCCGUCCGAAUCCGCACUGAUGUCGCGCGCAACCCACACCGCAUCUGCCCCAGUCUCCGGCUCCGUCGCGCGCACGGGCCGCUCGUACGACGCGUAUCGCGUCCCCCGAGAGCUCGCCCCGGGAUUCAUGGACAACGGCACCAUCUCCGCCAACCACCCGAUCGUCCAACAGUUCGUCGCCUUCGCCGCCCGCAAGCUCCUCGCCGCAGAAGCCCUCGACGCCGCGACUGGACACGCUGCUAUCGCCGAUCGACACAGAAGCCCCAAACACCCCGAGGUCACUCUCUGGCGACUCGAGGAGGGCGGCGUCGCGUGCGUAGGGGACGUCGAGGAUGCGCUGGGCGCUCCGGUGCCGGCCCGUCUGGCGGAGGCGAUCUUCGCGUUGGCCGCGUUGGCCGUGUACGCGUUCCCGAUGCGUCCAGCGCAUUGGGCGUUCUGGGCGGAGAAUAGCCAGAAGCGGGUUUCAGGGUUGAUUCACGGGGUCGUAUUCUCCGGCUCCGUCGCGCGCACGGGCCGCUCGUACGACGCGUAUCGCGUCCCCCGAGAGCUCGCCCCGGGAUUCAUGGACAACGGCACCAUCUCCGCCAACCACCCGAUCGUCCAACAGUUCGUCGCCUUCGCCGCCCGCAAGCUCCUCGCCGCAGAAGCCCUCGACGCCGCGACUGGACACGCUGCUAUCGCCGAUCGACACAGAAGCCCCAAACACCCCGAGGUCACUCUCUGGCGACUCGAGGAGGGCGGCGUCGCGUGCGUAGGGGACGUCGAGGAUGCGCUGGGCGCUCCGGUGCCGGCCCGUCUGGCGGAGGCGAUCUUCGCGUUGGCCGCGUUGGCCGUGUACGCGUUCCCGAUGCGUCCAGCGCAUUGGGCGUUCUGGGCGGAGAAUAGCCAGAAGCGGGUUUCAGGGUUGAUUCACGGGGUCGUAUGUGAGUGUUCUGAUUGUGUGUGGUCGACAGGAAGCUGGUUGACUGAGGACCGUGGAAUGUCAGGCGCCGACCCGAAGGUCAUCCACGUCCCAAACGGGGUGUCUUGGGACAGUGCAGACCGCGCUGUCAAAGACCUACGCUUUUGGCAUAAGGGCUGGAGGGAGGAGGACACCCAGGGACCGCUGGAGAGACGCAGGAGUCCUCGCAAGCCGAAGAAGUCUGCUAGCGGCGACAUCCCUCCCUCGAGCGCGACCAAGCAGCAGGUCAAGAACACGAACGGCAAGCGUCCCGCGCCCGACGACGGCCCCUCUCAGUCUACGAAGAGGCGGCGGAAGGCGAAAGACGACAUGGCGGGGACGAAUGAGGAGACGGGAACGCCGCGCAGGUCGCUCAGGACUCGCAAGGAGCUGCAGGAAGCGUCGUCCUCCACGUCGCCUUCUUCCAUGGCGCUCGCCGUUGACGACCCCGCGGCGAUGGCCGUGGACAUGGAGGCGGUCCAGACAGUCGAGGAUACCGAAGCCUCGACAGCUGCAGGAUCGCAGAAUCCUCCAGCUGCGAAGAGCACGAGGAGACCCCGAGGGAAGGCCGCGGCGACCAGGAGACCCGCUGCGAAGCGGAAGGCGAGGAAUACACGAAAGGCACCCUCAGGAGGCUCGCCAUGUGAGAGCCCAUCGCUGUCGGCACAGUCACCAAUCACGAUCCGCAUCCCGCCGCGGUCUGCAACCUCGUCGCCAGCGGUGGCUACGCGCGAGCUGGCGGAUGGAGCUCCAGCCUUGACGUGGGACGAGCCGACAGUAGCCGCAUCGCCGUGGUCUUCGUGCGACACCGCGGUCGAACCGUCUACCGGGGUGACUACGCGCGUCGGGACGCCUCAGCCGGACUUGGAGGGCAAGGUUAAGCCCGGAAGUUUGAGACCAAAAGUGGCUCCCGAAGUUGCUGGACGGCUUUCAACCAAGAUGGCACUGAAUGGAAAAUACAUGGUACUCGCUUCGUGGCCGAAGUGA
This is a messenger RNA of Dichomitus squalens LYAD-421 SS1, 2623 nucleotides long. RefSeq lists its product as uncharacterized. The record is from RefSeq and is a predicted model, not a curated record. The transcript has 3 exons. Bases 716 to 2623 code for a protein of 635 amino acids. NCBI's taxonomy places the organism in Eukaryota, Fungi, Basidiomycota, Agaricomycetes, Polyporales, Polyporaceae.